Messenger RNA from Leishmania braziliensis MHOM/BR/75/M2904, 834 nucleotides. Its product is annotated as actyltransferase-like protein. Bases 1 to 834 code for a protein of 277 amino acids. The record is from RefSeq and is a predicted model, not a curated record. Gene Ontology annotation, molecular function: acyltransferase activity, transferring groups other than amino-acyl groups. The transcript has a single exon. NCBI's taxonomy places the organism in Eukaryota, Euglenozoa, Kinetoplastea, Trypanosomatida, Trypanosomatidae.
AUGUCCUCUACUUCAUCUGUUGACGUGAAUAGCGCAUUCCCUGCGAUGCAGGACAGUGCGGACGCGGUGCAGUGGACAAAGCUGGAUGGGGCACAGAAGCUGCUUGCGAAUCAUUCAGAUGCGAAGAGGUUCUUCACCAAGUACACGAUGCUCCGCACCGUCGUAGGCGAGGUGAAGCCCGUCUUCUACGACUCUGUGCGCACACGGGUGAAGGUGUUAUGCGAGGAGAAGGCCUUCGCGGCAGGGGAAGAGUGCGACGACUUGGAGGCGGUCUCGAUGCACGUUGUGGCGUACUUCCACUACAGGCUAUUUAUGGAGGAGAUGAAGGAGUUGAUGGCGCAGGCACGCUUAUUGAAGAGUAUCGGGAUGGAGGGGUCGGGACUACGAUUUCAGCCCCGCGAGCGAAACAUUGACGCGUCAGGCGACAAGCCGCGCGCUAGAAGCAGCUGCCGCUGCGGUGAGCCAUCUGUCAAGGUGCAGUUACAUGAACUGAGCUACUGCCCUGCGGCAUUUAUUCCUGUUGGAGCGCUGCGACUGCGUCGGGUUUCGAAGGUGUCGGAGACAGGAGAGUUUUCGGAGGUGGUGGCGAAGAUUGACCGCGUGUGCGUCGUCAAGAGCGUGCGCUGCUUUGACGUCGGUCGGGUUCUGAUGAAGGCUGCGGAGAAGAUCGCUCGGGAAGCCUUCCACGUCCGCUGGGCCCUCGUAGACGCACAGCUGAGCUCCAAAGGGUUUUACGCCAAGAUCGGCUACGCGCCAAAGGAUGUGCAGACAUGCAUGGAACUUCAUCUGCCGUACGUUGUGAUGGCCAAGUGCUUGGCGGAGGCCUCUCUCUGA